UACAACUUUCGCGCGACCGAGAAGUGGAGUUUUCGCGGGGGAGUUUGUCGUGCACGGAGGACCGCGCGAAAAUGCCGCCGAAGAAGCGGGAGAAAGAUUUGGACGGACAGAAGGGAUCUCGUGGGGAUAAUACUGAUCACGAGCUGUUUCUACAAGCCUUUGAAAAACCAACGCAGAUUUACCGAUUUCUUCGCACAAGAAACCAAAUUUCGCCAGUAUUUCUGUACAGAAACUUAACGUAUAUGCGGCAACGUAUGUCUAGAAGUCACAAGUCACGGCGAGGAUUUAAGGUCGAUACAAUAUUGGAUAAACUAAUAGCGAAAAAGAAGCAAGAACAGAAUCUCGGCAUUCGCGGAUACAUGACCCUCACGUUCUUAGGAUUCUACGACAAAAGAGUCGAGAUGUCGCAGGACCCUGUUAAAGUUGAGACGUUGUUACUGAAAAUCUGUCACAAGAAAAGAAAGGACGUCAGUUCGCCCAUCAUGCAAGUUUCAGUCGGCACAAGCGAAGUUCCAAUUAAUCCUUCGGAAAGUCAGCCUCCGCCAAAGGCACCCACGAUUUCCAUACCCAAUGAAUCUUUUAGCUUAAACAACGGUCACGUAGCAAAAACGUACAUGCUUUUGCUCAGGGUUUACUGCAUGUCUAACAACGGCUGCCUUAUAACUAACUGUGAUUUGGAAGAACCAGCUCAAAAACGUCGUAAAUCGUCCACGGGGUCGAUGAAAGUGGGUGGCGACGAAGUGAAACAGUAUGGUUCGGAGCUUACGGUGUACGAUAAGCACAAUCGGUGUCUGUUAACAGACGGCGAGUAUGAAUUAGGUUUGCAGGAAGUACAGACAAAUAUUAGAGCUAGCCCUAAGAAACACAGUUCUUGGGAAACGGUGGCCGACAUCAAGGACUGCGAACCGUUCGAAAUGUUCAGGCAAGGGCCAACGUUGAAGUUUCGGCUGAGCUGGACAACGGAGCCGAGCAACGGUCUAGUGGACAGACCAACGCCGAUACCUGCGAUACCGAGCGGUGACAAUAAAGAGAACCGAUCGGCCAACGCUGGUUUCGAGCGUUCCUCUUCCGUAAAUCACAAUAAUAAUAGCACAAACAAUAACAAUAACGCGACACUGCCAACGCCUAGUCCGCUGACACCCUCGUCGAGAAUGAGCGUCUCCAACGAGAGGGUGGACGCCAACGCUAACGCUAAUGCUAACUCUGCUAACGGAACACAGCAGAUAGUAUAUCAAUUUUUGUACAACAAUAACAGUCGGCAGCAGACGGAGGCCUGCGAAGACCUACACUGCCCCUGGUGUUCGUUGGACUGCGGCAAACUGUACUCGCUUCUAAAACACUUGAAGCUGUGUCACUCGCGAUUUACAUUUACAUACGUGCCAAUUCCACAAGGUGCCCGAAUAGACGUAGCAAUAAACGAAUGCUAUGAUGGUUCGUAUGCAGGUAGUCCUCAUGAAUUAAUUUCGCAACCGUCUAGUGUACCUUUUUCAAGGACAGGACCAACCAGACGCACGAGCGUGACGAAUAUUUUGGUAUGCCGUCCGAAGAGAACGAAGCCGAGUUUGUCCGAGUUUCUGGAACUCGACGAGAACGAGUUCGAGAGCCAGAGACCCUACAUCACCGGCCACAAUAGACUGUAUCAUCACACCGUGACCUGCCUGCCUAUUUACCCCAAAGAGAUGGACAUCGAUUCCGAGGGCGAGAAUGACCCAAAGUGGUUGCAGACAAAGACGAUGAUGAUGAUCGACGAUUUCACGGACGUCAACGAGGGCGAGAAAGAAUUGAUGAAGAUGUGGAACCUGCACAUAAUGAAGUACGGAUACGUGGGAGACUGCCAGACACCACUAGCUUGCCAAAUGUUCUUAGAGACUAAGGGAAAGGAGUUGCUCAUGAAGAAUCUAUAUCGCAACUUCGUGCUGCACAUGUGCAGCCUGUUCGACUUCGGUCUGAUCAGUCCGGUGAUACUGUAUCAGACUAUACAGAAGCUGCAGGAGAUCAUGAAGGAGGAUGGCGAGGACGGGGACGUGCGUAAAGUACUGCAGAAGUCGCACGAGGCCCAGGUCGAGCAGUGGAGGGCCACGGGCGCUCAGGCGCAUUUGACGCAGCACGAUGUGUUCAAGGCCGGUACGACGGGCAGCGUCAAGAUCAAUUUCGGCAACGAUGGCUCCUCGAGCUCGACGAAUGCCAGGCGGAAGACGACGACUGCCUCUUUGCCGCUGGGCUCGCCCAGCUCGCAAAACGCCAAGAGCAUAAUGCACAGCAACGUCAGCGCGUAAGCACACCAGCCCGGCGACGUGCGUCGUCGUCCUCGUCGAGCAACAAGACUGUUACUCACAAUAGUUCGAUGAAGAGUCGCUGCCGAGCGAGACGAUCCCGCCGAUCGAUUGUCCAAUCGAUGUACCUUAAUCGGAGCGAGAGUUCAUCGUUGUCGAACGAAUGGUCGAACGAUCUGCCGGCCAGGUGCUAAAGUACAAACUUUAUAGUGCAAGUGACGACGAACGGUGCGACUGGUACAUCCGCUGAUUCAGCCGGUCGAGGUUGUCGCGACCCGGCGUAACUGCGAGUAUCACCGCUGGCGAAAAUCGGUCCUGGACGCGGUACCGGCAGUGACGACAUCGUUGCCACCGCUAGCCAGAAACCGUCCCCGAACGGAGAUAGCUCCCAGUUGCUACCGAUGAUAGGUUUCGCGCGUUUCUAAUGCGAAUUGUACUUUUUCUCUUCUUUUGUACAGUAUUUGUUGCAAAUAAUAUAACAAUGCAAUUGAAAAAUUAUUACAUUAAAUCGGAUAAUUAUUGUUUUAAUUAUUACUUUCGAGAGUUGAUUUGAAGUUUACGUAGAUAAAUCGAGAUUAGAGAUAACGGAAGCGAAGAGACGAAUACCGGACGAACGAUUUGACCCCUAAAUCCAUCUUGACAAGAUCAAGUAUCAUGCGAUUCUUUUCAUAUCUAUUUUUCUCUUAUUAUUUGUGUCUAGUCAAUGACCUUUUAUAAUUCCAUUUCUUUCGAAGAGUCUACGUUUAACGUAGCGUUCUCUCAACGAGCACAAACUCUGAUAUCUCUUUAAAACUCGUGCGGUAUAUCGCCACUCCAGAAGUAACGCAAAAUCAUUUCAUCGCAAUUGCAUGUUAUACAGAGAGGGGAACAAGGCACGCCUCGGGAUUUCAAAAUUUACUUCUGGAGAUUUUUUUCGGCGCAAGCGAAAAAAUGAAGGAACGAAAUGACAACAGAAAGAUUUCCUAGUUACGCGUUCUGCUUGCGAGAUUAAGUAACUCGAGAAUACAUCGUGUUUUUGUACACUCCCGAUAGAUUUAUUCUUUUUAUACAGCGAAGAACACGUACUUUAUGAUACAUCAUAGGCAUCUUUUAUUGUCCUGCAGUUGAUGGUUCUCGGGAGUAAGGUGAACGCUGAAUGUAACCGUUUGCAAUUUCCGAGAUUUCACAUACACAUGUAUGUAUGUGUGUAUGUAUGUAUGUAUGUAUGUAUGUAUGUAUACAAGUUCAGUCUAAAUGCGAGGCUGUAAAUUAUACUUUACAUUUUUUACAUCGAGAGAAAGAGAGAGAGAGAGAGCGAGCGAGAGAGCAAGAAAGACAGACGGAGGCGGAUCGAUAGAGUGAAAGUGCCUUUUACCAAACCAAGCGCAGGUCUGAAUCCGCAGAACGACGGUCAACAAUUUAGGAAAAAUCGAAUGCUAUCCGUUGUUACGAAAAUUCGCGUACUCUUGUCAAAUUAGUUUAAUUAUCUACUACUUAAGUAUCUAGCGAAAUUAAUUAUUUGCUACCUAAGCACUUGUGCCGAUCGUCGUUCCUUCGCGCGCACGAUUCCGCGGUUCAGACCUCUAGUAUAUCGUAUUAGAACUGUUACGGGGACUCGCGUGUAACAUAUACAACUUCUACUGCCAUAGUCGUUCGAAGAAGCGCUUACAUUCCUUUAUACAUACCGACUUCUUUAUAUAUAUACAUAUAUAUAUCGUAGAUAAAUAAGAACAUUUUUUAACCCUACGAGAAAAAAAACCCGUGCCGUCAAUUGCGCCGCGGUAAUUUAAGUUUCACGGAAUUAUCGUUCUCUUCGAGCGGCUUCACGUUCACUGUCCAAUAAUAUUAUCUAUAGGUUGUAAAUAGGAUGAUACAAAUGACGAAAUAAAUUACGUGGACAUGA
This is a messenger RNA of Ooceraea biroi (clonal raider ant), 4155 nucleotides long. RefSeq names its product Polycomb protein Su(z)12 (gene Su(z)12). The record is from RefSeq and is a predicted model, not a curated record. Gene Ontology annotation, molecular function: chromatin DNA binding. NCBI's taxonomy places the organism in Eukaryota, Metazoa, Arthropoda, Insecta, Hymenoptera, Formicidae. Gene Ontology annotation, cellular component: RSC-type complex; nucleus; ESC/E(Z) complex.